Messenger RNA from Daldinia vernicosa, 711 nucleotides. RefSeq lists its product as uncharacterized. The transcript has 3 exons. Bases 1 to 711 code for a protein of 236 amino acids. Lineage: Eukaryota; Fungi; Ascomycota; Sordariomycetes; Xylariales; Hypoxylaceae. The record is from RefSeq and is a predicted model, not a curated record.
AUGCUGUCCUCAAUACUACUAGCUGUAGUCGCCUCGACUAUAGUAACAGCUCACACAGUCAUUACCUAUCCCGGCUGGCGGGGAGACAAUCUCAUCGAGAAUGCCACAUUUCCUUACGGCAUGCAAUGGACUUAUCCAUGUGGCGGUAUCCCCUUAACAACGAAUAGGUCGUACUGGCCGACCACGGGUGGCGCCGUUGCGUUUCAACCAGGCUGGUUUCAAGGUCAUCAGACGGCAUUCCUCUACAUCAAUCUCGGAUUCGGCACGGACGGACCUGAUCACGGGCCACUAAAUAUGUCGUUCCCCAUGAUCGCUCCUUUCCAACUUCUCGGUCCCUCGAAAGGUCCAUAUCCCGGGACGGUUUGUCUGCCCCAGGUGCCCCUCCCCGCCAACAUGAGUUUCAACGCCGGAGACAACGCGACUAUACAAGUGGUCGAGAUAGCGCAGCAUGGAGCCGCUCUGUUUUCGUGUUCGGACAUUACAUUUGCUGAACCUGGAGACGAGAGGAUCGCUAAAGUUAACGGGUCUAACUGUUAUAAUAGUACAGACCUCGGAUUCGCUGAGAUAUACACUGUUACGACGCAAGAGAUAGGUUCGGCGGCGAACGUGAGUACCAGCAGCGCCUCUGGUCUUUGGGACCACAGGCCUGCAACGUGGAGCUGGCUAGGCUACUUCCCGAUAUUUAUGUGCGCUCUGGGGUUUUUACUGUAG